AUGCAACAUAUAUGUACUAACUUCCGAACUUCAUCAACAGUCAACUCAUAUUUUACUCCGGCCAAACAUGAGCGACGGCCUAAAUAUGAGUCAGCAUUGAAGCUUGCUGAGUUCUUAAUAGAAAGAGAUCUCUCAUGGGAAGCAACUUAUCUUGGAAUAGACCAGGGAAAGCCUAGGCUCCACAAAUUUGGUGAGAGUCCUAGCGUAGAGAAGCUGGGAAUUGGACAAUCCCCCAUAUUAAUGACUUCACUUGGUCAAGGGGAUCAACCGGAAACAGAUACUCCUUUGUUUUUGGCAACUAAGUCUGGCUGCAUAGACAUUGCCGAAGAAAUACUGAAACGUUAUCCUCAGGCAAUUGAGCAUAUUGAUGACAAAGGACGUAACAUACUUCAUAUAGCUAUCAGGCACCGCCGAUCAAAGAUUUUUGAGCUUGUAGCGAAAAAAGAAGUGCCCAUGAAGAGGCUAGUACGAAAAUUUGACAGCGAAGGAAAUUCCAUACUUCAUGUAGUUGGAGUGAAAAGAAAAGGGUAUAUAGCUGAGGAAAUGCGUGGCCCUGCACUUGAACUGCGAGAGGAACUGCAAUGGUUUGAGGUGGAGAACUUCUAA
This is a messenger RNA of Juglans microcarpa x Juglans regia, 606 nucleotides long. RefSeq lists its product as uncharacterized. The transcript has a single exon. The record is from RefSeq and is a predicted model, not a curated record. NCBI's taxonomy places the organism in Eukaryota, Viridiplantae, Streptophyta, Magnoliopsida, Fagales, Juglandaceae. The coding region runs from base 1 to 606 and encodes 201 amino acids. Gene Ontology annotation, molecular function: protein binding.